This is a messenger RNA of Heterotrigona itama, 2941 nucleotides long. The record is from the annotation of a GenBank genome assembly. NCBI's taxonomy places the organism in Eukaryota, Metazoa, Arthropoda, Insecta, Hymenoptera, Apidae.
UAAAUAUCCCGCUUCUUGUCUAAAUAUAACUUCAAGAACAUCAUACAUACUCCACAAAGAGUCAAAGGAAUCCCAGAUAAAUAUCUGAAAUCCUCAUUCUAUAAUUAAAUUAUUAGAUAUAAAACUUUGUUCUACUUUAUGCAUCUUAAAAAAGAAAAAUUUUGAUUUAUUCUCUAUAGUUAUUGGUACAUGAGGUAUGAUUUUGAUCUUUAAUUUAUGCUAUUGGGUCAAGUUCAGGCAUAACCCCAAUAAUAUUUCAAAUGACAAUGUUAAAUUUAAAUUAAUCAGCUAUUUUAAAUUUGUAUCUUAAACACUCUAUAUUUUAGAGGCAGUGUUAAGUCUUUACAAAAGCUAAUUUUUAUUGAUACAAAAAAAAUGAAAAGAUUAUAUUUUAUUUAUAUUAUUGUCCUAUAUUAUUAAUAAUGAUAAUAAUUAUAAUAUGUAACGAGAAAAAAAUGUGGAAUUUUCUAUAAUAAAUUCUAUUUUAAAUAAAAAUCAAUAUAAAUAAAGAUUGGUAAGAAACAUGUGUGCAAGACUUUUAGCAUGUCCUUUGUGCUCACAACCAAGUUUUUUAACAUUGGAUGCUUUGCGAGCAGGAUUAAUAAGCGUUGCAACACGACCUCUUACAUGUCCUGUGUGUAAUGAAGUAUUGCUUGGUAUUGACAAACUUACUAUUCAUUUAUUCAGCCAUACUAUUAAUUUAAGCAAUAGUAAUACGACAGAGACAUUCAAACAUACAAAUAUUACUACCAGUACUCAUAAUCCAGCAUUAAAUAAUUUAGAAAAUAUUACUUUCCAAGAUUGGAAUUUAUCUAAAAUACAAAAUACAGAUUCAAGUAAAUUUUCACAAAAUAAUUUAAAUAUUCAAAAUAGUUUAAUUUCUUCUCAAAAUUUGCAAAAUACGAAAGAUGAAGCUUCAGUUUUGAAUUCAGAAGUUUCUAUCCAUGAUCAAAAUCCAUUAAAUCAUGUAUCUCAAAUUACAUUUCCACAAAAUUCAAUUUGUGAAAAUAAAGAGAUACAUACAUUUCAAAAGAGUAAAGAAACAGAAUCAGAAAAACUCCCUCAACAAAUAUUACAAGAAACAAUAAAAGUAAAUUAUGCUACACAGUACUUUGCUCAUCAAAAUGUUAGACAUAUAAAUUUUAUACAAAAUUAUCCUGAAAUAGAAUAUGAAAAUGUUCAGACAUUUAAAAACUGGAUGCAGGAUCAAUAUUCUGAACAACUAAAUUGUAAUGUGAUAGAAAAAGUGGAAACAUCUGUAGAUAGCAAUAAACCUUAUAACAAUGAACAAAUGAUAAUAAAUAAAUUGCCAAACAUUGCAACUACUUGUAUUAAUAUACCAUUAGAAAAAGCCAAUGAUAAAACCGUACAAGAAGAUUCAUCUGCUACAUGUAAUAAAAGUCAAAAUCAAAGUUUUAAACAUAAUGAAAUAUUACCUCAAUUCAAAUUUAUAAAAACAUUAUCAUCAAGACAAAAGACUGAACGAUGCAACAUAUGUGGUUUUCAUUUUCCUGAUCAUAAUAUUUUGCUUUUACAUAAACAAUUAGUACAUAUGAUCAAUGAAAAAGAUUUAAAUAUUAUUCCUGAAAAUUUACUUAAGAAUUAUUCAUGUCACUUAUGUUCUAAAGUGUUUAAAAUGAGAGGUAGUUUAAUGGUGCAUAUGCGAGUAGCACAUAUGGGAUAUAAUUUAGGAACAACAUGUAAUGCAGCAUUUAAAAACACAUGAAGCUAAACAAUGGGAAUGUGAUGUAUGCAGUAAAAUGUUUACAACAAAAUAUUUUCUAAAAAAGCAUAAAAGAUUACAUUCAGGAGAAAUGCCUUAUAAAUGCAACAUAUGUAACAAAACAUUUACUUUUCAACAAUCAUAUCAUAAACAUAGAUUAUACCAUAAAGAUGAUAAACCAUAUACAUGUACAACUUGUGGCAGAUCAUUUAAAGAAUUAUCUACUUUGCAUAAUCAUGAACGAAUUCACACAGGAGAAAAACCUUUUGCAUGUGAAACUUGUGGAAAAUGUUUUCGUCAACGUGUUUCAUACUUAGUUCAUCGUAGAAUACAUACAGGUGUGAUGCCUUAUAAGUGUACAACAUGUGGAAAAAGUUUCAGAUAUAAGGUGAGUCAAAGAACUCAUAAAUGUCCAACACAACUAACAGGAAAUGUACAACAAACAAAUAUCAUGGAUCAAACAUCAGUAAAUUUACCAGAUAUAAGAGAUGAUAUAUGUAAAACACAAAAAGAAAAUCAAUUAAUGUUGGAUAUGGUACAUAAUGAAGAAAACAAAUAUGUGUUAGUAAUAAAUACUCAAGGUCAACAACUUUUGACAAAAGAAUCUAAUAUUGAAAAAAUAAAAGCUACAAAUAAAAAACAAAAAUUAGAGGAAUGUGCAGUGACGAAUAAUGAAAACGAAAAACUAGGAGGUAUAUGGAAAUCAGACAUUCCUAAUGGUUCUAUGUUUAAGAAACCUUUUGAAAAUUACAAAGCAAUACAGUCAAAAAAUGAAAAAUCAUUUCAAGAAGAUACAAAUGAUUUUUUUUCAAUGGUAAUGUCUCCACUUGAAAAUGGAUCACCCACUGCUGAAAUGAAACAUUUACGAGUAUCGUCUCCUAUACAGAAAGAGGAUAUAUCAAAAUCUUUUGAUACUUUUAAAACUACAACACAUGACAUGGAAAUGAAUAUAUUUAAUACAGAUAUAGAACAAAGCUACAGCAAUGCAGAUAAUAAUGCAAAUAAUUUGCAAACCAUUAAUGAAGAAUCAUUGAAACAACUCUUGUAUAGUAUUGAUGAGAAAUAAUUACCGGACUGUCCAUGAAAGAAAGAAAAUGCAUUAUUAGUUAUCACUGUUAUAAAUAAAUAAGAUUUCUUUAAAAAAGAAUUAUAUUAUGUCAAUUAAAAAAUUAUAACAAAUCUUUCUCUAGUCAAUUAAAAAUACAUUAACAAUAGAAA